AUGAGUUACCGAGGCUGCUGGCAGUUUUUAUAUCUUGAAAAAAGGCAAAUUGAAAAUAAUAAACCAUUACAGGAUUAUACAAUAUUAAAUAUUCAACAUCAACUAGGUGAUGUAACUGCUCAAACAGAAGCAUUAAUAGCCUUAGGUGCAUUGCCUUCUAAUCGAUAUUUUCUUCCACCACCCUAUACACAUCAUAGAGAAUUUGAAUUAUUUGUUUUUAAAUAUUAUGGAAUUUCAAAAGAAAACUUUUUUCAAUCUUCUUCAUAUCGUUUACGUUAUAACUAUGACAAAUGUCGUUUAUUACAAGUUAUAUUUGAAUUCCAUCAAAUGAUUAAAAUAGAAUUAUCGAAGAAAAGACAAAAACAUAAUAAUUUACUUGUAUUGGAUGACGGAGGAUAUUUUUCUGAAGCAUUAACAACUUUACUUGACAUUCAUAAUGAAAUAUCAAUUGAAACUCGUCUUAUUGAACAAACAUCACAUGGUAUGUUUAAAUAUGUCGAUCAACAAGAUAUAUCUAAAACAUUAAAUAAAUUUGGAAUAUCUAUUAUUGACGUUGCAUCAAGUGAGUCUAAAAAACGUUUAGAACCUACUAUUAUUGCUGAAGCAUGUUUGAAUAUGUUAUCGUAUUUAUUUUAUGAUGCACUAAAUCAUCUACGAGUUCCUAAACCAUUGAAAUCACAGAAUUGUUUAUUACUUGGCUAUGGACAAACAGUAGGUUAUGCUUUAACGGACUAUGGAGAUUUAGAAUUAUUUUCAAAAUAUUCUGUUAAAGUAUGGGAUCGAGACGUAAUGAGACAUAAAAUAGCAGAAAAUAAUGGUUUCGAAAUAUUCAAUCAAUGGAAUAAUAAAGAAGAAUUUGAUUAUAUUAUCGGUUGCACUGGUCGUUGCUCAUUACCUUUGUCCUCUUUAUCUUUAUUACGUAAUAAUUGUUAUUUAAUAAGUGUAUCAUCGGCAGCUAUAGAAUUUCCAUUUAAUGACAUGAUUGAGCAUUCAUUAUUAAAUGGUAAUAAAAAUCUAAUGAAAAUAAGCUUGUCUGAUAUACAAUUAAAUGAAUUAAAUAAUGAAAAUAUACAUCGUAAUAUAACAUUCCAAAUUAAAAAUCAAAGAAAUAUAACUAUAGUUAAUGGUGGAAUGCCUAUUACAUUUUUAGGCAUUUUAAAUCCAGUAAUACCAGAAAAAUUUGAUUUAACAGUUAGUUGCAUGAUAGCAGUGAGUAUCCAAGCUGUAAGUACAGAACAACAAAUAAAUGAUAAACAACAAAUUAUACCACUAGAUUCGAAAUAUUCGAAAUUCAUUUGUAAUUAG
Didymodactylos carnosus is the source of this 1305-nucleotide messenger RNA. The record is from the annotation of a GenBank genome assembly. Lineage: Eukaryota; Metazoa; Rotifera; Eurotatoria; Philodinida; Philodinidae.